This is a messenger RNA of Durusdinium trenchii, 1640 nucleotides long. Lineage: Eukaryota; Dinophyceae; Suessiales; Symbiodiniaceae. The record is from the annotation of a GenBank genome assembly.
AGUUUCACGCUAGUCAUCUAGAUUUUGAGCUUUUGAUGUUUUGCUGAUGGAUCCCCAAGAGGCCCAAGAUGCGAGGGUCUCGCGUCAGGGCAGAUAUAGUGCGUGGCUGAAGAAGGCGAAGAGUGAGAAUGCACGCUGCAAGCUGCUGCAAAGUCAUAACACUCGGUACUUUACCAUCGACUUUGACUCGCAGAUCAUUUUCUAUUCGCACUCAACGUCGCAGAAGAAGGUCUCACAGCCUAUUCCUUUCAGAGACAUUCUUGGUGCCGAACGGCUACCAUUGCCUACCAAAUCGAGGAAAGGCAGAAAUGCCAUGAUUUUCGGCUUCAUCCUGAAGACCAAACAGCGAACUUUCGAACUCUUCACAAACAGCAAUGCCGACGCUGCUCAGUGGACCUUUUCCCUGAAUGCAGCGAUGGAGAUGGGAAAGCAGAAAAUGGAGCAAUUGAAGGUGCUCCAAGCGCAGGCGGAGGUUCCGGUGCGGAAUCAGGAUGACACGCCCCAGAAGGCAGCGCUGCCAACGGGAACCCGGACGGCGGCAGCGUCAGAGGAGGAGAAGGAGACGCCACGAAGGCCAAGACAGGUUGAAGCUCCACCAGCAGCAGUUUUGGAGCAGGAGGAAGAGGCAUUAGUUCCACCUCACUUGCUGAAAGCAGAGGAGCAGGCAGCCGAGAAGAAGAAGGAGGAAGAAUUGGCUGCGAAGAAGAAGGAGGAAGCAGAAGCGGCUGCCAAGAAGCAGGAGGAAGAGGCAGCCGCAAGAAAGAAGCAGGUGGAGGAGCAAGAAGCUCUAAGAAAGAAAGAGGAGGAAGCUGCGGCAAGAAAGAAGCAGGAGGAGGAGGAGGAAGCUGCAGCAAGAAAGCAGCAGGAGGAUGAAGCCGCGGCAAGAAAGAAGCAGGAGGAGGAAGCCGCGGCACGAAAGAAACAGGAUGAGGAAGCUGCUGCAAGAAAGAAGCAGGAAGAGGAGGCUGCAAGGAAGAAGCAGGAGGAGGAAGCUGCUGCAAAGAAACAGCAGGAGGAGGAAGCUGCAGCCAGAGCAAUGCAGGAGGCCGCUCGAAAAGAGGCGGCAUCUCCAGAAGGCGAGCCGAGCAUCGAGGCCCUCGAGGACCUCGCGGACCUGAAGGCUGGAGUGAAGGAUCUCCUGCAAGAUGCCUUUGAGCAAGGCUCUCUGGUAGAGGCAUUGUCCAUUUUUUUGGCCCAGGAUGUCCAUGAAGACGCUGGCGAAGCGUCCGAAUGGCAGGAGAUGAUGAGGAUGGAAGAUGCUCAGAAAGCUAAGAGCAAAAAGUCUGAUGGGAAGCACGAGAAGCGCGAGAAGAAGCGCCAAAAGGAAGAGGUCGGUACGGCCGAAUCGAAAGAUCAAAAGACGGACGAGAAGGAUCUUCCUCCUCUAAAGCCGCGACUCAAGUUGGCUCCAUUGGUGGUGCCUGGCGGUGCUCCCAACGACGAGCCCGCAAGUGGAGGAUGACCCGUGAAGGGUUCUGUGCAUCCUCCGUUUGGACCGGAUCUUUGUAGACAGCCUUCUGCUGUGAAGCUGAGUAGGAAUUAAAGGAAUGGGCCUCUCGGACUGGGAAGCCAAGCUGAGAAGUGCCGCUGAGUCCAGCACCAAAUGGUGCCCGAUAGACCUGCCAAAGUUUGCACUGGAA